This is a messenger RNA of Diorhabda sublineata, 8548 nucleotides long. RefSeq lists its product as uncharacterized. Gene Ontology annotation, molecular function: protein dimerization activity. The transcript has 2 exons. Lineage: Eukaryota; Metazoa; Arthropoda; Insecta; Coleoptera; Chrysomelidae. Bases 3070 to 4284 code for a protein of 404 amino acids. The record is from RefSeq and is a predicted model, not a curated record.
AAUACGAUUUAUAAUAAAUGCUAGAAAUAACCACCUCUUGCAAAAUACAUGAACGUAGCCUACAUGUCUUGGAUUGGCGUAGAUGUUCAAAGAUAUGAGAUGUAUUUCCUAUACACGCUAAUUGAAUUCGAUUCUUCAAAUCGUAACAACUAAGGGUGUCAUGUAGACUCAUGAUUUAAGGUUACCCCACAAACAAAAAUCACAACUUGGAGAUCGAGAAAGCCAAUGUUGGGACUCUCCUCGACCAACCCAACAGUUUUGAUAUGUUGCAUCUAAAUGUUGCCUAGGAGUUCGACUGAAGUGUACUGGAUGACCAUAGUACAUGAGCCACAUGUUUUGACUUAAGUUCGGUAUCUUCAAGUAGUUCAGUCAGGGAGAUCAUUUUCGGAAAAACUGAUAUCGAUACAUCAAAUGUGGCCCAAUAAAGUUAUCCCCUACAAUACCAAUCCAUAUGUUCGAUGAAAAAACAUUUUGAGAAUAGUGCUCUAUAAUUUUAGGAUUCUCUUCUGCGCCAUUAUGAUAGAUACUCUUAAAAAAUGUACUCGUCCGUAAACAAUACAUUAUAUAAAAACUUAGGAUUUUGUCGCAUUUCGUAUGUUAACCAUUCACAAAAUCUAGCUCAUUGAGGAAAAUCUCUAGAUAAAAGAGCUUGAAUCCGUAGGAUGUAAUAAGGAUAUAACUUCUGCUGUUUUCAAACUCGCCACAUAGAUGACUAGCUGUUAUUUGUUCUCUUGUUCUUGUUUUAUUAUUACAUUUCUAACUAUCCGGAAACCGAAUUUUUUUUAACAUUCCAAUUGCGGAUUGUGAAUACGUGCAAAUACGGAAUGAUGAGGCGUCAUUCGUUAGGGAUAUUUUUCAGCAUCAAGGCGUCUAGCUUGUCGAGAAUUAGCAUUUGCCAUACCAUACACAAAAUGCAUGACGGCCAUUUCAGCGUUUGUAUACAUGUUUAAAUACACAAAUACUGCAAAAAUUACAACCUACAAACUCACAAGUAAACCUCGAUUGGUAAAUAGUAACAACAGUGUUAACAUCUGUUUACUACUUUAAAUAAACAUUAAAUAAACACGGCAAAUGAAUUGUCGAAGUGACAACAGUCUACUAUUCUAAAACUUUCUAAUUAAAAACAAGCUAGAGGUGUUUAUUUCCAGCAUUUAUUAUGAAUCGUAUUACAUUUUUCAUUUUUACUGUUUUCUACCCAAUUUAUUAAAAAAAAUUAAAUUAUGGUAUUCAUUCGUUUUCUCUGUAGCUAUUGGUUUUGGAAGAGUGAGAAUAAAUUUUUUUAAGAAGGAUUUUAAUUUAUAAUCAAUUCUAUUCCACAAAACUUCAUCUUGAAAAAAGUUUUGAGAUGAAAUAAUGUAUGGGCUGCUAAUUUCACCCCCGUAUAAUAUAACAGGAAUAUCAACAAAAAUACCCGUGGUAAGUGCUUUGCAGAGAUGUGACAUUUUAAAAAUAACAGUAUUUGAAAUGCAAAAUACAAAAUACAAAAUACCUAUUUCCAUUUUGUAUUUAAAUACUUUUUUUAGAAAAGCAUUUUAUAUUUUAUUUGAAAUACCUUUUAGGACAUAUUUUGUAUUUGCAAAAUGCAAAAUACUUUUUGCUAAGUUUUGUAAACAUCGAAGAAUUAAUAAUUAAUGUGUUACAAUCUUCAAUUAAAAUCUUGUUACAAUAAAAGAGCACUGUAAAUAAAACACUAUGUAACUUGGUCUGAUCAGCUUCGUUUAUUAUCGACUCUUUUCGUAUGAAUUCGGGAUUAUUCGGUCACCUUACCAUGCGGUGAGUUUUCGUUGCCGAAAACGCUAAUAGUAGUAAUCUGUGCAAGCCACUUAGGUUGCCAAAUGUGUUGAACCGAACGAACGAAUUAUCUCUUUUUACACUUUUAAUAAAGUUAUCUUGCUUUCCGAUAAAAUAAUAACGAAACCAAAAAAGUGAACCAAAUAAUUAUUGAACUGUUUCGAGUUUGUUUGCAAGUUGAUCAUAAAUUCGGUUAACCGGUAACCUAACCUAACCUACUGAAUAAAUUACUUGGUAACUAUCUUUUCAGUGAAUUAAAUUUGAAAACAUGUAAGUACACAAAAUGAAUAAUUAUAUCUCAUGUUAUUUUUAAUUAGCUACCCGCUACCCACCAAACCCAAUUUAUAAACAAUUACCUAUGUUUUCAUAUUAAAACAAACAACGCUUGUUAAAUACUUUAAUUAAUACAUUGAUUUAUCUAUACCUGCAAAAUGCAUACAUGUUAUUUUUAUGCUUAAUCCCCAUGAUAUUUUCUAUUUUGUUUCAGGGAUGAUAAUAUUUCUCUACCAUUGAUAUUAAAGUAUUGUUUUAAAGAUAUAAAAAAGGAUGCUGGAAGUGAGAAUAAUAAUAUAUCGGCUGUUUGCAAGAAAUGCUCUAAAACAUUAAAAGGAAGUCUAAUUUCAACUACAAAUUUUUUAAAUCAUAUAAAAAGAAAAGGUCAUGGUGAUCUAUUGACAGAGUAUGAAAAUUUAAAAUCCCAAACCAAAACCUCCAAAAAGAAAAAAUGUGGCACACACACUGAUGAAAAUAGUGCAAGUACUUCGAAAAAACUGAUACAAAGCACUCUUCCAACUACUUUGCCAACGUCAAUUAAUUUAGACAAGUUGGUUAUAGAUUUUAUAAUUGAUACAAUGUCACCAAUAUCUAUUGUCGAAAAUAAAUCAUUUAGGACUCUAAUUGAAGGUGCUCAAAAACUACAAAACCCACCAAAAUUUAUGUGCCGUCGCACAUGUAACAAGAGAAUUGCUGAUAUGUGCGCAGAAUAUAAGGAAAAUCUAAAAAUAAAAUUAAAAACCGUUGAUUAUGUGUGUACGACAGCAGAUGCUUGCUCAUCAUUAAGGAGAAGUUACCUAGGUAUGACUGUUCAUUGGAUUGAUCCUCACACAUUUGAGAGAAAUAGUUUUACUCUUGCUUGUAGAAGAUUUAAAGGAACUCAUACCUUUGACAAAGUGGCCGAACUGAUCAUUGACAUACACACAGAGUAUCAUUUGAGGGUACCAAAAAUAACAAAAACUGUAAUUGAUAAUGGCUCAAAUAUGUUAAAAGCAUUUAAAAUUUAUGGAAAAUCUGAAUUGGGAAUGGACGCUACUGAUGGAAUUUUUUUUUUCAUCAUCUGACAUAGAAAACAUUUCAGUAAAUAAAAAUGAUGACGACCAUAAUAAUAAUAAUGAACAUGACGACGAUGAUGAUGAGACAUUUCUCUUAAAAGAAUUUCCUGAAUCUCAAAAACCUGAAGAAACAUAUCAACUGCUUAACCAUGAAAGAUGUACCACCCACACAUUGCAUUUAAUUACCUCUCGUGAUAUUAUUCAGGCAAGAUCUCAAAAUAUUUCAUAUAAAAAGCUGCAUGAUGCAGCUAUGGCUAAAUGCCAAGCAAUUUGGAAUUUGUGUUCAAGGUCCCCCAAAGCGUCUGAAAUAUAUUGUGAAACUACCGGGAAAUCUCCGACAAGUCCAUGUCCAACAAGAUGGAAUUCAUAUUAUAACUGUAUUAUGGAUCUUUUAAAAGUUCAGGAAACUUUAAAUGAAACCUUAAAAAAACUAGGAUUGUCGGUUUUUAAAGAAAUUGAAUUGCAGUUUCUAAUUGAAUAUACCAACUGUACAAAACCCAUAGCAGAAGCUAUCAAAAGCUUAGAGGGAGAUAAAGAAACAUUUUAUGGAUGCCUGCUACCUGAGUUAAUAAGAAUACAAAAAAUCUUGCAUUCAUUACAAAUGGACAAUCCCAUAUACUGUGGAGUACUGAUAGAGACAAUAAAAAAAAGCUUAGAGAAGAGGUUUGGAAAAUUUCAUGAUUUGAAGGAUCCUAAAGCUAAAGAUGCAAUUUUGGCAUCGGUGUCAUAUCCUUUUUUUAAAUUAAAAUGGGUGCCAAAAGGAAAUAGAGAACAUAUAAAGGAAUUGUUCCUUGCAGAAGUGAGAAAACUUAAAAAUGAUCAUAAAGAUAAUACAUCCCAAUCAUCACACAAGAAAGAAAAAAAUGAAUCCUACUACAUGUUCUAUGAUGAUUCGGAUUCCUCACUAGCUAGUGAUAGUGCAAAUGCAAACACCACUAUUGACCUGGAAUCAUUGCAAUAUUUGAAGGAUAAUGAUGUCAGCCUGCAAUCAUUAAAUAAAUAUCCUACAGUAAAGAUGUUAUUUUUGAAAUAUAAUACCUGCUUGCCUAGUUCUGCGCCAGUAGAGAGGCUUUUUUCUUAUGGUGGCAUGAUUAUGAGACCACACAGGAGAAAGAUGAGCGACAGUGUAUUUGAGCAAAUUAUUUUAUUAAAAUCUGUUAAAUAAAUUUAAUUUAAGUAAGUUAUCAAAGUAAAUUUACCAGCCUGUUAGCUGGCUAAAAUAAAUAAACUUUUCAACAAAAUAAAGAUAAUUUAAAACUAAAAGUAUUUUAUUUUAAUAAAGCAUUUUGUAAAUACGUAUUUUGCAUUUAGUAUUUUAAAUAUAAAAUGAAAAACUAUUUUUUAUUUUGUAUUUGAAAUAACAAAAUACAAAAAGUAUUUGCAUUUUGCAUUUAAAUACAUUUUAUAACCUAUUUUGCACAUCUCUGGUGCUUUGUAAGUACACGAAAAUAAAAGAAUCUUAAGUUUCUAGCUUCACUGAAAAUGCACACAUAUAGAAUAUGAUCUGGAAUAACAUAUACCUUUUAUAAUGGUAAAAUUAACCUGUUAGAUAUUUUUCUUUAUUUGAACGUUUCGUGUUAUGUAUAAAUUGUUUAUUGGAUUUGGAUGAAAAACUUUAUAAAUAAUAAUAAUUUUAAAUGGAAUGGGCACAUAUCGCGGACGGAGCCGCGACGGGAAACGAUAGUAUCAAAUAUUUUAUCUUUAGAUUUUGAAUCGAGAAAAUAGAAAGGAUGGGAGCUUGAAAAACUUCGUGUAUGAUUUGAUAAUAUUUAUUUAGUUUAUAAAAGACAUUCAUACACAUAUAAGUAUAUAAGUACAAACGACUGCAUCAUGAUGUGUGAUUAACACUCUUGUACAGUGUGGAGAAGAUUCUCUGUGUUAUUGUUCAAAUAUAUUUUCUCUAAAAUUACAAUAAAAUGGCAAGGUGAGCUUUUAUACUUAUGUACCAUUUGACACACACGACGUUUAUUACACAAAAGUAAAUACAACCUCAUAUUGAAAAAAUAAAUAUAGUCACAAACCAAAAGAAAUGUACAAGACAAUCCUUUUUUCUGAAUCAUCUUAAUAUACAAGGAUGUAUUGAUAUCUAGUUAGCUUAGACCAGUGCCAUGCAUAAACAAAAUAUUGCGUUACCAUAGCAACGAACAAUAACUUAUUAGAAGUGUCAGUGUAAAGUUUGACGUCAAAAAAGUAAACCAGAGUUAUGCAAUAAAUUAAAAGAACAAAGAUGUCUACCGAAAUUGUGAAAAUCGAAAAAUUCGAAUAUCGAGCCAUCAUCAAGUACCUGUAUUUAAAAGGGUUAAGAGGUAAACAGAUUUAGGAAGACAUGCUUAAUACCCUUGGUGAACAAUGUUCUUCGUAUGCGACCGUGAAAAAUUGGACUGCAAGCUUCAAAUUGGGCUAAAACGAAAAAAUUAAAGAGAAAAGACGUGGGAAGCUAUCCAAAGGUGUUUUGUUUUUGCAGGACAACGCCCCUGCACACAAAUCUCAUGUUCCUAUGCAUAAAAUGAGUGAUUUAGGGUUUGAAUUACUAGAACACCCCCCUUAUUCACCAGAUUUGGAUCUUUCCUCAACUGAAAAAAGUAAGUUUUCUUCCAACGAGGAGGUAAUAAAAGCUGUGGAUGUCUGGUUUGCAGAGCAAACGUUUUUUUUUAAAUGGUCUAGAGACGUUGCAGGUUCGCUGUAAUAAAUGUAUCCAUUUAAGAGGAGAAUAUUAUGUUGAGUAAUAAAAUAUUUUGACAUGGAAAUUUUUGUAUGGUUCUAUGGUAGGCUAAGAAUUUCUCAAUAUAUCCUCGUAUAUAAUUCUACUGUACGUGAGUAUGUCACUGAACUUCUAAACGGCUGUACCGAUUUGAAUGAAUUUUUUUGUAUGCGUGGCGCCCUGAUUGGCUUAGAUUCACAAAUCAACCCGACAAAUGGCGCUGCACUCGGUAUCUAGGUUAUUUAUUUAUCUAUACUGCAACUAAACGGUUGGAUCGACUUCAUUUUUUGUGUAUGCAUUCGAGUGGGGGCCCGGAAAAUUCACCGUUUAUGGAUUAUUUAUCUAAACCACUAUCAAUAGAUGCAGUUGGUGUUCAAUAUUGUUGUAUUCGACGUACAAAUCAAUAGCUUGACAUUGUUUCAUUAUAUCAAGUGUUGUAUAUAUUAAAUGUAUAUCGUUUAUUUAUUGGCAUUUAAUAUUUAGUGUAUUAUAUUAAAUUAGUGUCGUUAUUAUGACAUUUCAAUUUUUUUGUACGCGUUGUUUUGAUAUAACUGCUUCUCUAUUCGAACCCACCACACAGAUAAAUGGCUGAUAUUUAGAGUGUUGAAAAUAUUUCUAGUGCUCGUUUAUAGAUGUACAUCAAUUUCACCUAAAAUUUCUUGUGCUACCAUCACAUUUCUAGUUUUACGGAAACCACAAGUGUUUGUUUAAUUUUGUUUAACAUUCCAGCUUCGGAUAAGCGGCUCUGAUUCCAUUCAAAUACGGAAUAAUGAGGCGUCAUAUUGAAUGUAUUUCGUAUAUUUAUUGGCAUUUAAUUUUAAUGUAUUGUAUUGAAAUAGCUUCAUUAUGACAUUUCAAUUAUUUGUAAGCGGUCUUUUGAUAUUAUAUGUAUUCGUUAUGAGAAAUGCUUUGAUUGAAAGCAUAUUUCAAGAUUUACAAGUUAAUUAUAUUGAUCAUGUGUGGCUUCGUGAAUGAGCUAUUUUAACCGUAAAAAUAUUGAUGUUGACGCUACUAACAUAAGUAUACAACAAUCAUUACCCGAUAAUGAGAUAUUCUUCAUUUCGAUCGACACUGUUACUGAUCCAGACUAAGCAGUCAACUAUCCUGUUGAAUUUUUGAAUUCGUUGGAUAUACGAGUACUAUACAUCACUUGCAAUUAAAAAUUGGUUCACCUAUUAUAUUGGUUCGGAAUUUAAAUGCACCUAAGCUAUACAAAGGUACAAGAUUGUUCUUCUUCUUCUUACGUGUAUUAGGCGUAGUCGCCUGUUUUAUCGUCGACAUGGGCAUGUUGCCGGUCCCAAGCCCGGAUAAAGAAGGAGGGUUUUUGGUUUAGGUUAGCUCCCAGAAUAAGGUUAAAACAGACAUCGCUCAAAGAAUCGAAACUUUGUCUCGGAACAGGACGGUACAAUAUUAGUCAUAAAAAAAUUAUGAGCUAUGUUGUUGAAGCUACAAUUGUUGAAAUACAAGUUUCACCUGCCACGAAUCCCAAUGAUCCCUUCAGACUCACCCAUCCUAUUAGGACUUCCGCAAUUUCUAGAAAAUCCCAUCUUUUCACAUGGCUAAUUGUAUGAGACGAUUUUUCACGUUGGAGAACCGUCGAGUUUAUUCAUUAAUACUUCUCUGGAAUCGACUAAAAAUAUUAUUCAUCAACUCUUAUUAAGAUAAAACUAAAAUUAAACAAAUUGUUUAGAAUGGAUUGUUAAUGGAAAAAUUGAGUUAUUUCAAAAUAAAGAAUAAUGAAUCAUACUUUUCACACCGGACGUCUGUCUGGUCCGCUAGUAAUAUAUAUAACUAUUAUAAACAAGUUUCAGUACUGCGAGGUUUUGCUAAUUUGCUAAAACGAAACGAAUAUAUGAAAACGUAAGGGAAGACAUGGGGAGAGAGUUUAGGAUAGAGGUUUAAACGAGUACAGUCUUAGUCUUCUAUCAUGAGAUUUGAUAAUAAAAGCACAAAAAAUGAAUUUGAACAUUUGAAAACCUGAAAGUCAUUUUCAUAGAAGAUGGAGGAAUAAAUACAGAGAGAGAGAACAGAGUAAAAAAAGCUAAUAAAAAAUACUAGGCUGUAAAUAAAAUACAAUAUUCAAGAAAAAAUAAAUAGAGAGACAUUCAUAUGAUGGUAUACAACUUGAUAAUGCCUAUCUCAAUAUAUGGACGUGAAACUUAUGUAAUGGAUAAAAAGACACAGAAUAACUGCAGCUUAGAUGAAACAACAAACGAAAAUAACAGGAAAAAUAAAAAAAAAUUAGUUGAAAGAUGCUUAAGCUUGUACACAUAACGAGAAGAACACCACAAACCUAAUACCCCAAUAAUUUGACGCUUAAAAGGUCACAAAAAAUUCUGGAGAAAAAGAAGAAGAUCUAUAUACGAUUUUUGCAUCUAGUUACUCAACUAUCAAAAACCAUACAUGAGCUCAAAAAUCGACUUCCUCAACUUUGGAUAGAAAUUGCACAAAAUUUAUUGAACAAUUUGGUUUGCUAAGAAGAUGUGUUGCUGUGAUACGUGCGCUUAAGGGUCAUACAUUAUAUCAAUUGUUGUCUAUUUGUUUACAUACCUAGUAUACUGAGAUUUUACGAUUAGUUCUAGUCAUUCAACUAUUCACAAAUAUAAAAUUUUUUUAUUCUGUGUUUCAAAAUUAAAUUUAAGCAAUAUCCUCAACAAUCCAACUGCAGUUUAUAAGGUGAUCGAUUGAAUGAUCAGUGUAAAGCAGUAAAUAAAAUUAUUGCAUUGAA